Setaria italica (foxtail millet) is the source of this 3226-nucleotide messenger RNA. RefSeq names its product serine/threonine-protein kinase-like protein CCR4. Gene Ontology annotation, molecular function: protein serine/threonine kinase activity; ATP binding. Gene Ontology annotation, biological process: protein phosphorylation. Lineage: Eukaryota; Viridiplantae; Streptophyta; Magnoliopsida; Poales; Poaceae. The record is from RefSeq and is a predicted model, not a curated record. The transcript has a single exon. Bases 183 to 2783 code for a protein of 866 amino acids.
CCUACUAGAAACAAAAAGCGAAAUCCAAGCAAAGCAAAGCGCCACCUCCGCACCCACUCUCUCCUUCCUUCUCCCACCUCCCUCCCUCUCGCGUCGCCGCCACGGCAACCGCCGCCGCCGGCGUCCACCGCGGGAGCCAAGCGACGGCUGCCUCAACCGCUCAUGUCGUCUUCUCCCUCCGGAUGCCAAUGUCUCGCUAUGCCCGUGCCGGCCACCGCUCUGCCUUCCCCUUCCUCCUUGUGACACGAAGGCCGACGACGAGCCUUGUUCCUCUCCCCCUCAUCUUCUUCCUCCUCGCCGGCGCCCUCGGCGUGUGCUCGGCGUCGCGGCAGUUCUCGACGGUGGCCAUCUCCCACGCGCCCAACGCCACCCUCGUCUGCGCGCUCGUCACCGCCAACACUAACGGCGGCGAUGCGGCGGCCACGGGAGGGUCCAGCUCCAAGCUGCACUGCACCUCGCUCCCGGACGGCCAGCAGUUCGAGUACCCCUCCGCCGACAUCCCCUACAACGCCAUCGCCGCCGGCACCGACUUCCUCUGCGGCCUCAUGGCCCCCGCCGGCGGCCACGCCGCCAUGCGCUGGUGGUCCUUCUCCGAGGAGGCCACCUUCAACCGCUCCCGCCCCAUCGGCCGCCGCCUCUACUGGGGCCCCUCGCUCCGCUCCCUCAACGCCGGCGGCGCCCACGUCUGCGGCCUCUCCGACGACCACGACCCCACCUGCUGGGAGUGGAAGGACUUAACGCUCCCCAAGGGCCUCGACUUCUCACGCAUCGCGCUCGGCAAGGACUUCCUCUGCGGCAUCCCCAAACGCGACAACACCAGCAUGACCUGCUACGGCGGCAUGAAGGCGCCGUCGUUGGCGAUGCCGACGCCGGCGGCCUUCAGGACCGUCGCCGCCGGCCCCCGCCACGCGUGCGCCGUCGACGCGGAGGGCGGGUUUGCCUGCUGGGGCGAUGGCGUUCCCGUGGUGCCGCCCGCCGAGCUGCCGGCGAGCAUGUCAGCUAUAGCGCUCGGCAACGACACCACCUGCAUCCUCGACGGCCGCGGGAUCGCGCGGUGCUGGGGCGGCGCGCCGGUGCCGGCGCAGUACCGGAGCACGGAGUUCGUGGCGAUCGAGGCCGACGGCGACGCCGUCUGCGGCAUCACCAAGUACAACUACUCCGUCCUGUGUUGGGGGAAGAGCGACCGCUUCGGCGGCGGCCGGCUCGUCUACAACGCCACCAUGCCCGGCGCCUGCGCGCCCCAGCGGACCUGCACCUGCGGCAUCAUCCCGGGGACGGGGGCGCUCUGCGGCAACGGUGGCGGCGAGGGCGCCGCCGAGCUCGCCGUCUGCCAGCCGUGCCCGCUAAAGCUCAACGCGUCGAGGAUCGUGAUCGCCAACGGGAUGAGCAAGCCGGCGGCGGCGCCGGGGGACGACGAUGAAGCAAGGAAGAAGAAGACACUGGCGGUCGCGCUCGGCGUGGCCGGCGCCGGCGCCGCGGUGCUCGCAGUGGCCGGAGCGGCGUUCUACCUCGUGGCGCUCAGGAAGAGGGAGAGGAAGAAGACGCUGCGGCUCGGGGAGUCGUCGUCGCGGCGGCUGUGCCGUGACGUGGAGGCGAUGGUGAUGCCGGCGCCGCAGGUGUCGCCGCUGCGGCCGGCGCGGCCGCUGGGGUGCGAGGAGUUCACGCUCCGGGACCUGUCGCGCCUCACCGGCGGCUUCGCGGAGGAGAAGAAGAUAGGGAGCGGCAGCUUCGGGUCGGUGUACCGCGCCAAGCUCCCCGACGGGCGCGAGGUCGCCAUCAAGCGCGCCGAGCGUGGCGCCGGCGGCACCGGGCGGCGGCGGCGGCGGUUCGACGCGGAGCGCGCGUUCCGAGCGGAGCUCCGGCUGCUGUCGCGCGUAAACCACCGGAACCUGGUGCAGCUGCUGGGCUUCUGCGAGGAGCGCGGCGAGCGCAUCCUGGUAUUCGAGUUCAUGCCCCACGGCGCGCUCCACGACCACCUCCACGGCGGCGCCACCGACGGAUCGCCGCUGUUCGCAUCGUGGGAGGCGCGGCUCCGGGUGGCGCUGGACGCGGCGCGCGGCGUGGAGUACCUGCAUUGCUACGCCGUGCCGCCCAUCAUCCACCGCGAUGUGAAGCCGUCCAACAUCCUCCUCGACGGCGACUGGACGGCCAAGGUCUCCGACUUCGGCCUCUCCCUCGCCAGCGGCGGCGCGGCGGCGGCCGCCGUCGCCUCGUCCUCCACCACCGCCGGCACCGUCGGGUACAUCGACCCGGAGUACUACCGGCUGCAGGAGCUCACCGAGCGGAGCGACGUGUACAGCUUCGGCGUCGUGCUGCUUGAGCUCGUCACCGGCCGGAAGGCCAUCCACCGGACCAGCCAGGACGGCAGCGGGUCCCCCCGGAACGUGAUCGAGUUCGCCGUGCCGGCGGUGGAGACGGGGAGCAUCGCCAGGAUCCUCGACGACCGCGUGCCCCCGCCGCGCGGCCACGAGGUGGAGGCGGUGGCGCGGGUGGCCAAGAUCGCCUCGGAGUGCGUGCGGCCGCGCGGGCGGGCACGGCCGGUCAUGUCGGAGGUCGUCGCGGAGCUCGAGUGGGCCGUCACGCUCUGCGAGGAGUCCGUCGUCGCCGCCGCCGGCGGCGCCGCUGGUUCCCGGCACGGCGGCUCCGACCUGUCGCGGUCGCGGUCGCGCUCCGAGUCCGAUGAUCCGAGCCCGUUCCACACGCGCGAACUCGGCUCCGGGUUCGGCUUCAGCCACGGCCCGAGCCGACCGGGCAGCCAUGGCAGGUCUCACUCGACAAUGUAAAAUCUUUUUUUUGUUUUUUUAUAAAUAUUGAUAUAGGAGGUUGAAUUAGUUGCUGUCCAUAAACAUUUUUAAAAGGGAAAACAGAGAGAAAAAUUCAUCGACGGACCGACCGAUCAUCGAUUUGAUGUGUCUCAUAUAUGUUAAUUGUUUAUAAUUUAAAGUUUUGAUUUGUAAAACAAAAGGAGGGAGAAAAAUCUGAGUGAGCGUUUGACAAAAUCUGACAUGUAGAGUAGAGAAGAAGAUAGGAGUAGUGGGUGAGUUGUAAGUAGAUGAUGGAGCUAAUCUUUUUUGUUUUCUUGGGGUUGGUAGAGAGGUUAGAGAAGAAAAUGUGUAUAGCUGUUGCAGCAACUGUACUUAAUCCAACCAACUGAUGAUGUUAUACAAACAUGCUAUAUACAUGGAGAUUGAUUGGUUGCAAUCAUCAGUCUCACAAUCAUUUGUUU